Phytophthora nicotianae INRA-310 is the source of this 888-nucleotide messenger RNA. RefSeq lists its product as hypothetical. The coding region runs from base 1 to 888 and encodes 295 amino acids. NCBI's taxonomy places the organism in Eukaryota, Oomycota, Peronosporomycetes, Peronosporales, Peronosporaceae. The transcript is spliced from 2 exons. The record is from RefSeq and is a predicted model, not a curated record.
AUGGCGACGAAGCGUCCUCGCUUGGACGCAGAAGACGACCCAGGACCAAACUCGCAAGUGAGAAAAAUCGAAGACAUCUCAUUGGAGCUCUCACACCUGACCACAGAGACAAAGCGACGACGCCAAGAUGUGGCUGCACGACGCGCAGCAAACGCUGACAAAGACGUAAGUGUUGUCAAGAUUUCGCUCAAGUCGUUCUGCACCGAGCAAUCCAAGAUGUUGCCGUGGGAGGAGGUGCUAAAAGACAUGAACAAGAUGGUCUUAGAGGCGUAUGUGCUUGCGAACACGCACAUCGUCCGACUUUCUGUGCGCAACAUGCCGACAAAGAAGACUGCCUCGCUCGAACAACUUGAAGCUUAUGUGAAGUUCAUGACUCCUCGUAUGGACUUACUGCUGGACUUUCGCAUGCACAAGCCUUUUCGCAAGCUGAGAUUCCGCCGCUACAUUCUCGCGAAGAAGAAACUGCGUCAGCUUUGUCAGAGGUUGACUGCUCAAGCGGGAAGGAGAACGGUUGUUGGCUUCGGUGACUGGAGCAACACCGACGUGAGCGGGCUAAUCAAAAAGUGUCCGGCGGGUCCAGUUAACUCAUUCCGACGAGAGCUGAAGAAGCACUGUCGCGUGGAAACGAUUGACGAGUUUCGAACAAGCAAGCUUCACUCGGUGUGUCAUUGCAAAAUGAAGAAUCAGUACAGCAAGCGUCUAUGCAAGAAGGAUGGCGUCGAGCGUACAUUGAAGGUCCACAGUGUACUCCAUUGCACCAACAAUGGCUGUCACGGUAUGACUGUGAAUCGAGACGAGAACGCUUUGAAGAACAUGCUGAUGCUUCUGAUCGAGUGCAAGCUAUGUGGUCAACCAAGACCACUCGCGUUUUCAAGACCAAGAACGUGA